Messenger RNA from Sciurus carolinensis (gray squirrel), 837 nucleotides. Its product is annotated as TNFAIP3-interacting protein 3-like. Gene Ontology annotation, biological process: cellular response to lipopolysaccharide; regulation of transcription by RNA polymerase II. The record is from RefSeq and is a predicted model, not a curated record. Bases 1 to 837 code for a protein of 278 amino acids. Lineage: Eukaryota; Metazoa; Chordata; Mammalia; Rodentia; Sciuridae. The transcript is spliced from 9 exons.
AUGGAGCAACACGUGUGCGAGAGCAUGGAACAGGACAAUAAAAUCUGGGAUCUGAUUGAGAGAAAUGCUUCUCCUGAUCCAAAAGAUGUUCCUGCAGAGGGCAUGCUGAGUCACAGAAAUGCAUGUCCUCCGAAGUGUGCUCAAUCAUCAAGAAGAAAGAAUGUGACAGAUCCUCUUGAGCAAAAGAUAAUGUGCUUAGAGAAACAGAGAAAAGAGCUCCUGGAAGUUAAUCAGCAGUGGGAGCAGCAAAUUAGAAGCAUGAAAGAACUUUAUGAAAGAAAGGUGGCAGAGCUGAGGACCAAGCUGAGCACAGUGGAGGAUGCCCUGGGCUCUUUGAAGUGUGAGAGGCUGCGGAGCCAGAGUGCAGGUGGCGCUGCCCAGGACCUCCGGCAGGAAGAGAAUGAAGAAUUACAAGAAUUGAAGAAAGAGAAUAAGUUUUUAAAGGAAACAAAUGCUCUCACACUGAAGAAGGAGCAUUAUGAAUGUGAAACUCAGCAUCCUAAUAAGAGUGGUCCAUCUUGGGAGGGCUAUUGGGGGAAGUGCAUGGAGCACAGCCACGUGGCCAUGAGAACUGAAGUGGAAGUCUUCAGGCAGCAGGUACAAAUAUGUGAAGAAGACUUUAGAAAGGAGCAGUCGGAUUGGGAAAGACUCAACCAAGAGAAAGAAGAGCUGUGCGGGGGGUUCAUCAAGCUUGGCCCAGUUGACCAGGCUGAGUUCCCAGCUUGCAUCUGUGGUUCAACUUUCCACCUGUGGGAUCCAUGGGUGCCAGCAGGCCGGGGCGCUGUGCAGGACCAGCAGGAGUGCCCAGGAAGUAAGAGCUCCCAUUUCAACAAAUAG